Messenger RNA from Filobasidium floriforme, 2729 nucleotides. RefSeq lists its product as uncharacterized. Gene Ontology annotation, biological process: maturation of SSU-rRNA from tricistronic rRNA transcript (SSU-rRNA, 5.8S rRNA, LSU-rRNA). Gene Ontology annotation, molecular function: protein binding. Lineage: Eukaryota; Fungi; Basidiomycota; Tremellomycetes; Filobasidiales; Filobasidiaceae. The transcript is spliced from 3 exons. Bases 125 to 2545 code for a protein of 806 amino acids. Gene Ontology annotation, cellular component: nucleolus; 90S preribosome; small-subunit processome. The record is from RefSeq and is a predicted model, not a curated record.
CAACUAUACACCACCAACAUAAAGACAACUAGCUCGUGUACAUUCUCCUCGCAGCAGGUUUACCUCGAUCUUAUCACCCCUCGUUACAACUCUUUCGCAAACACCCUCGUCGAGACUCGCCGGCAUGCCCGAGGCCUCCUCCUCGACCGCACCGUACACACGGAUCUACACCGUCAACGGUCCAUCUACCACCUCUUCCUCCUCCCUGCCCACAUGGAUCACGACAAAAGCCCGGACAAAAGGAGGUCCCAAUAAGAAAAGAUCACGGACUCAACACUCCUUGGGUCAACUCGAGCUCAUCCAGGACUUUGCCUUUCCCCAAUCGGCCAUCAAGAUCAAGCUCACGGACGAUGGACAACAUGCCGUAGGCACGGGGACGUAUAAACCGAUGAUGAAGGUUUGGGAUCUGAAUCAGUUGACGGUCAAGUUUGAACGGGUGACGGAUGCGGAGAAUGUGGAUUUCGUCAUGCUCUCGCAAGACUGGACGAAGAGCUUGCAUUUGCAGGCCGAUCGGUCGCUGCAAUUACACACGCAGGGAGGAUUGCAUCAUACCGUCCGGCUACCGACGUACGGUCGUGCGUUGACGUACCACUCGCCUUCAUGUGAAGCGCUUGUAGCGGCCACGGGCAAGGAAGUCUUUCGAUUCAACCUCGACGAAGGGAGGUACAUGAUGCCCCUCGUCGUCGGUGGCGGUAGCAAGAAAUCCACGGGCGCAGAGGAUAUCGACGGGGUCAACUGUAUCGACGUCGACAAGAACCACGGGCUGUGGUCGUUCGGGCUCGAUGGAGCCAAGAAGGGUCACGUCGAGUUUUGGGAUCCGAGGUCGAGGACGGCGUUGACAUCGCUUCACCUGCCUACGUCGAGCUUGAAACCUACCGCCACCGCCUCUCCCUACCUCAGUAUCACCGCCUUGCAAUCACACCCUACCGACGGGCUCUCCCUCGCCGUCGGAACCAGUACGGGCCAUACCCUGCUUUACGAUCUCCGAAGUCCGAGACCCUUUGCUGUCAAGGACCAAGGAUACGGCGAGGCGGUCAAGAACGUCUCUUGGUUGACGAGCGCGGAUGGGAGCACGAGCAAGAUUUCGAGUGCCGACUCCAAGGUGAUCAAGGUCUGGGAGAAGUCGUCUGCGGGAGAAAACCUGUUUUCCCUUCAACCUCACGCUCCGUUAUUGAACCUCUGUCCUCUGCCCGGAUCGGGUAUCCUGCUGGCCGCACUCGAUUCGCCUCAGAUGUCGGCUUACUACGUCCCCGAACUCGGACCCGCACCGAGAUGGGCGAGCUUCUUGGACGGGGUCACCGAGGAACUUGAAGACGACGUCGACGGCGUCAACGGGGGUGGCAAGGGCGCCUACCGGGACUAUAAAUUCGUCGACCGUGCCGAACUCGACACCCUCGGAUUGUCCCAUCUCGUCGGGACGUCUACACUCAAACCUUAUAUGCACGGAUACUUCCUCUCGCUCAAGCUGUAUACGACCGCUCGACUGUUGUCCAACCCUUCGAGCUAUACCGAGCAUCGGGAAAAGGUCGUGGAGAGCAAGAUUGCGGCUCAACAGGAAUCGAGGAUCAGGGCGAGGAAGCAGCAGCCAAAGGUCAACAAGGCCCUCGCCGAGCGGGUCAGGAAGCAGGAAGAGAGGGAAGAAGCCAAGGAGAGGAGGAGGAGAGAGAGGAAGGGGCUCGUCGAUGGGGAUCUCGAAGAAGAGGAGGACGAGGACGAGGUGGACGAAGGCGAGACGGAUGGGAAGAAGAAGAAAAAGUCCGCGUCGACGACCAACAUCCUGCAAGAUCCGCGAUUCGCCGAGUUGUGGGAGAAUCCGGAUUUCGAGGUCGACGAGCAGAGUCGGGAGUACGAGUUGCUCAACCCCGGAUCGGUACAUGCGGCCAAACGACAAAAGACGGCAGUCGAGGAAGAAGAGGAGGAGAGCGACAGGGCGUCUUCGGAUGGCUUGUCUCAUUCCGAUGAUGACAGCGACGAGGCCGACGACAAGGAUGGAGAUGAGAGUCAGGACAGUGACGAAGAAGGAGAGCUGCGACCCCGCAACUUUAGCUGGGUCGACAAGGAAGAAUACGUUCAGAGGCAAAAGGCCCUGUCGAAGCCGCGUAUGGUGGCAGGUGGAGGGGAUGACGAGGAUGAGGAUGGUCGUUCACGGGUCGGACGAGGGUCGACGUUCGGACAACGUCUCAAGCGAGGCGAUCGGGAUGCAGCGGCCGGGUCGAGCAAGGGGAAAUCGAGAGAUGAUGGGAUCCUCACCGCUCGAAGGACGAAAGACGGGGGGAUGGAGAUGUCUUUCGUGCCACAAGCCAGCGGGGGACGAGGCGAGGACGAUCUCAACGUCGACUAUGUGCCACAGAAGAAGGAGGCUGCCGACGAUGGCAAGAAGUCCGGCGACAAGCGUGUCGAGAGGUUCGCCGCCGGAUUGGAGAAGGGUGGUUACCGGGGCAGCGCAGACGGGAACCGCGAGGUCACCGAAGACGAACGCAAGGGACGAUCGAGCAGGCGACAUCCGGGAAGGAGCGCAUCGAAGAACGUGUUCAGGGGGUUGUAGAUGGAGUUGCGACCACUCACUCCGUUUGUAUGGGCGUCUGGUACGAGCUUUUGCUUCAAUGCCAUUAUCAUGCGUAAUAUCAUACCAUGUACAGCUUUACCUUGGGCGAUCGGCCAACAAGACUCCGACCUUUGUGUAUGUUGAGAAGUCCUCUCUGCCGUCACACGAUGAUGGUUCUGGUUGU